AUGGCAAGAAUAUCCAAAGUUACAAGUUUACCUCACCCAUGGUUCCUAAGUGAAGACUCACAUGUGAACAUGAUAGGCGUAAUGGAACAUUUUCAUAAAUUCAUGCAACCUGGAGAUUACAUCUGCAUCGAAGAUACAAACCCGACGGUACCAGAAAAGGCUGGACAGGGACUUAUCAAGGAGCUGGGAUACACAAUGAGUGGAAGCUCAAAACUGAACGACCUCAAAAGAUUUCUGAUGGACCAUCCAGGCAAAUACGUGGUCGAUCAAAAAUAUACCGAUUUUUAUGGAUACAAUGUCACUUUCAACACCAACGGCUUCUUAAAACGGGUCUAGGUCUACGGACAAUUUAAAUCGAGGAUUCAAAGCUGAAGGCAAUGUGAAUUGUAGCCUUGAAUAAGGCAUUAAACUCAGUUCCGAGAAAAUAUUAACCUUUUUUUUCAGUGAUCAUUGGGCGUAUUUAGAGGGGAAUAGUGACUCUCGUUUUCUAGGACCUGCCUCAAAGAACGAACUCCCAAUGAAAGCUUCUUCUACUUCAUUUUAAUCGUCGUUUUUCUUUAUCGUUUCUGUCGUCCUCGAAUAGCAAUACACCGUAACAGCACAACAAUAUGAAAUUGAGAUAGUAGAGCUCGAAGCUGAGAUUUGUAAACGUAUUAAUGUCAGUUGAGCACGGUAAAAAAAGACAAAAAAGAACAUAAAACAUCAGGUGCGGAUUUUAAAAUGCGAAAGAAAAAAUCCCAAACUUUUAUAAGAAAUAUUAUUUUUGAGAAGUAGUAGUUACACUGGAAAGUGAAAGUGGAGUUUUGCAAUAAUUGACAGUACUGUGACCACGAACUAUUAGAAUUCCAAGCAGUCAAUAGAAUCUCUAAAGUUUGUUAAAUAAAGUGGGUACGCCCUAAAUGUCAUGGAAAAUACCGCUGCACAUCACGACAUCCAACACCAAGGGUUGGAACUAUUUUCAGAUCCAAACAUUCCGUAACAUCCGUAAACCUUGAAGAAUGUAGACAUCCAACCUCGGGCGGGAAGAUGAGAGACCCUGGGAACAAGGUUGGUUGGUAGACACCUCCUAAGACGUGCGUAAUCGUGCCUUUUCUUAUCUCGAUUGCGCUUUUUACAGUUGUUUACGUCGCCAACAGAGUAUUAACUACUGAAAUGAAUUUCAUCUAGCUGGACAUUCCUUCAUUGCACUGUACUUAUUCAGGCUAUUCUCAUUUGGAAGAGAAAUUAGAUCUGCUUUUCUAGGUAUGCGACAACUCGCUUUCUCUUUGAUUAACUGACUUAAGAAUUGAUUAAUGUAUAGUGUGAGUACAUCGAGGCUCGGACUCUA
Messenger RNA from Stylophora pistillata, 1327 nucleotides. RefSeq lists its product as uncharacterized. The record is from RefSeq and is a predicted model, not a curated record. NCBI's taxonomy places the organism in Eukaryota, Metazoa, Cnidaria, Anthozoa, Scleractinia, Pocilloporidae.